AUUGUUUAUCCCGCCGCGCCAGGAGUAUAGUAGUUAUUAGGAAAAUGUCGAGAAAAUCGCUCGCAUUUGUCACAGGAAAUCAAAACAAGCUAAAAGAGGUGGUUGCUAUCUUAGGGGACUCAUUUCCAUGGAAAGUGGAGUCAAGAAAUAUUGAUUUGCCUGAAUUUCAAGGUGAGCCGGAUGAGAUAUCUGAGGAGAAAUGCAAAGUCGCUGCCAAAGAGGUUGGAGGCCCAGUGAUAGUUGAAGACACAUGUUUAUGUUUUACAGCUUUGGGAGGUCUCCCAGGACCUUAUGUGAAGUGGUUCUUAAAGAAAUUAGGACCUGAAGGUCUACACAGACUUCUUACAGGAUGGGAGGACAAAUCGGCAUAUGCACUUUGUACCUUUGCAUAUUCAACAGGAAACCUCAAGGACCCUGUUUUACUGUUUAGGGGAAAGACAAUGGGCAAAAUUGUAGAACCCAGAGGUCCAAGGAAUUUUGGAUGGGAUCCAUGUUUUCAACCAGAUGGCUUUAAUGAGACAUAUGCAGAAAUGCCAUCAGAAACCAAAAAUGAAAUUUCACACAGAGGUAAAGCUCUGAAGGCUUUAAAAGAAUACUUUGGAGAAGCAGGUGGAGAACCAGAACAUAAAAAAGCAAGGAACCUUGACAAGGAAACAUGAUUAUGAGUAGUGUCUUAAAAACGACAGAAUCAUAGAUCAUGGAGAAUUUGGUGUACAUUUCAUUAUUAUUUUUAGUGUACAUUUGGUUUAUUAUUAAUUAAAUAAUAAAAAUAAAUUAUCUUCUAAGCCUAUGGGAAAACAGUCUGUCACAAUGUUGUUUACUUCCAACUUCUUCUAACUGUCUAUAUGAGCCUGAAUUUCAUACAGGAAAUGUUGAGCUGGAGGAGCAUAGUUCACCGUGAGCAAGGGUUUCAUUAAGGGCCAGACACCGGGCAAAUUGACCGGUUGUGUGAGGACGGUUUUGCCCACCUGAUUUGAC
Molecule: messenger RNA, 978 nt
Organism: Stylophora pistillata
Lineage: Eukaryota; Metazoa; Cnidaria; Anthozoa; Scleractinia; Pocilloporidae
Product: inosine triphosphate pyrophosphatase
Biological process (GO): nucleoside triphosphate catabolic process
Cellular component (GO): cytoplasm
Molecular function (GO): nucleoside triphosphate diphosphatase activity
Source: RefSeq, a predicted model, not a curated record